Messenger RNA from Dinoponera quadriceps, 3228 nucleotides. RefSeq names its product transcriptional repressor protein YY1-like. Gene Ontology annotation, cellular component: transcription regulator complex; PcG protein complex. Gene Ontology annotation, biological process: regulation of transcription by RNA polymerase II. The record is from RefSeq and is a predicted model, not a curated record. The transcript is spliced from 3 exons. Lineage: Eukaryota; Metazoa; Arthropoda; Insecta; Hymenoptera; Formicidae. Gene Ontology annotation, molecular function: RNA polymerase II cis-regulatory region sequence-specific DNA binding; DNA-binding transcription factor activity, RNA polymerase II-specific. Bases 94 to 1251 code for a protein of 385 amino acids.
CGGUAGCGCUCAGCUGAUCACAUGACGGGGUCACAUGGGGCAGACGCUCGCCACCCCGCGGCUGUGUGCGGACGACCAUCUUGAUUCCUUAACAUGGCGUCGUCGGAGAUUAAUAUGGCGUCCUCGGACAUAAUAACCGAAGUGGAGAUUCAACCGGAUAUCCAGGAGGUGGAGAUAGAAGCGAUCCCGGUGGAGAUACCGUGCGAGACGGUGGAGACGACGAUCGAGGGCGAGGACGGGCAGCCGAUGAUAGCGCUACAACCGCUACCGGAGCCAGGCCGUGAGGAAAUCAUACUGCAGACGCAGGAGGAGAUCGUUGGUACGGACCCGCUCAGCGUGUACGAUCAGAUCCCGGUGCCGGAGAACGACAUUUAUGUGGAGUCCAGUCCGGGGCCGUCCCGCAAGGCCGCCAAGAAGGCGCGCAAAAGCGGCGGCACGCGCUUCCGCACGUCUGACCACGCGAUCUUCGGCGAGAUGGCCACCGAGACCAAGGCUAGGAAGUGGGAGCAGAAGCAAGUACAGAUCAAGACACUCGAAGGAGAAUUCUCGGUGACGAUGUGGGCAUCCGGCACAGAUGACGAUGAGGGCUCGAAUCCGGAACCAGAUCCAGAUUAUACGGAAUACAUGAGCGGCAAGUCCAAUGCCAAGUUCAGUCACUCCGGUAGUUCUGUAUCCGAUGGGAUGCCCGGGUUGGAUCUGUCGGAUCCAAAACAGCUGGCGGAAUUUGCACGCCCCGGCCAUAAGCUGAAGGUGCGCAAACCACCGGCCAUGGAUGGUAUAGAACGUACUAUCGCUUGUCCGCACAAAGGUUGCACAAAAAUGUUCCGAGAUAACAGCGCAAUGCGCAAACAUCUACAUACCCAUGGGCCCCGUGUGCAUGUCUGCGCAGAGUGUGGUAAGGCCUUCGUUGAAAGUUCCAAACUCAAAAGGCAUCAGUUGGUGCAUACGGGCGAGAAGCCUUUUCAGUGUACGUUCGAGGGCUGUGGCAAGAGGUUCAGCCUAGACUUCAACCUACGUACUCACGUUAGAAUUCAUACCGGCGAUCGGCCGUACGUUUGCCCAUUUGACGGAUGCAGCAAAAAGUUCGCGCAGUCGACAAACCUCAAGUCACACAUAUUGACGCACGCCAAGGCUAAGUCACGAAACGCGAUUGGAAGACAAGUGCAACAGAUCCAACUUCAACAGCCUCAGUUUGUCCAAGUUGAAGUUGCGGAUGUGGACAAUCAACAGUUUAUUGUCUACGCCGAUUAGCCCCCCUAAACAUUGAUCUCGCGUAUCCAGUUACUGAAUCCAAUUAUACCGCAAUCAUUAAUUAUUAAUCCAAACCAUGUAAAUAUUUUCACAAUGUGGUAAGUGACAUGCGGGCAUGAAUGGGAAACAGAGGAGGAGGUGCAGGACGAUAAGAACGAUGCAAAAGGAGGAGAAAAAGAAGAAGAGACAAAUGACGAGGAGAAUAAAAAGCAAGAAAGAAAGAGGUUACUAAAGCUAUAAACCGUUUUAAGAAGACGAGUUAAUUAAUCGAAUAAUACCUCUGUGCUUAGAUUCAAAAUAUUUGAAACAUCAGGACUAUACUGUCGCAAGGAAGGAAAUAAAGUUAAGUUACACGGGUAAAAAAAGAAAAAAAAGAAAAAACAUAGCGUACUUUUUAAGAUAAAGAUAGCAAGCUAGACUGUGUGGCGCACUGCUCAAUCUCGUGUCGUGUGAAUAAAGAAAAAAAAAGAACGAACGAAGUCUAGUGUGCUCGUGUAACAAACACACAUACACCUACACACGUGCAUACACUCACACUCGACUGUAUAUAUUUAUAAGUAAAAGUAAAAUAUUGUAUACAGUAUAUUUUGGAGAAAUUCAAAUGAGAAUAAACCACAGAGAUACGUCUCUUUUUUUUCCGUCGGAUUCAAUUGUAUCAUCUUAGUAACAUUUGAUGACUUUUACACUGUAAUAUUAUAGAAAUUUGUUAAUAGUUAUUUAAAAAAAAGAAAAAAGAUGAAAGAAUUUGAACAUAAUACGAAUAUGAUUAUUGUUAUGGCGUCAAUGUCCGAAGAUGACACGUAAUGCGACUCAUUAUGUAGCAAUUCGUGAAUUAUCAUCUAAUUCAGGAAUAAUUUUUUUUACUUUGCGAUGGAACCUAAAAAACGACUAUAACUUAUAAAAAAGAAAAAGUGACAGUACGUUAGAAAUAUAGAGAUGUAAUGUUACAUCCAUAUUUGAGGAAAUAUCGUACGUAAUUUACAUAUGCGUCGAUAUCAAACGAUUUAAUGAUACUUCGAAAUUUCAACUAAAAGAAGCAAUAUCUAUAUAGAUAUAUGUUAUAAUAACGAUUACUGCGUGCAUCUCUUUCUCUCUCUCUCUUUCUCUUUCAUUCAUAUGCGUAUCAUUAUUAUUUGCAUAUCAUUAAUUUCAUACGCGCAGCAUUGACGUACACAUUUAACUAUUGGAUUCGACCGCAGUUGUGUAUACUGACUCGUGAUUUGUAAAUUAGGAACGCAAAAAUUUUGAAUAAUUUAUUUAAAUCCUAUAAAAUGUAUGAUUCUUUCGUGAAACAGUUUUAUUUAACCACUUACAUUCGUGUGACGUAUGGCUGUAAUCUGUCAACGAUAUUCACAUGUACAACCUAUUAUCUUUUUAUAAAAUGAAAGAAAAGCAAGAGAAAGGAAUUUGUUUCUUUUUAAUUAUUUAAGCGUUUACACGCUAGCUCGACACGCUCCUUAUUGCUCAGAAAUUUUCAUUUUUAUUCAUUUGUUCCCUUUCAACAUAUUUUUCAUUGAUAUAAUUGUUCUUUUUUUCUUACGCGACUACGAUACGUACAAUUUUAAGUACGUCCUGAUGUAUAUCGGCGCCUAAUAUAUUGACCAGACUAUGUUUUAGUGAACAUUCAUGAAGAAAAGCUGAAGUAAUUAUAUUCGAUAAAGUGAUUUCGUUACGACAUAAUUUUUACUUUAUACAAGAAUUAGAACAUCUCUGAAAGUUUGGAGGAAGGAAAUAUUACUAUUAUCUACAUUCUGAAAGAAAGUAACUCAAUAUCGAUAAGAUACGAUUAAAAUUACUCUCCUCACCGAAGAACACAACGAGUGUAAUCUUCAGAAUGCAUAUAUAUACGUAGACCUUUCGCCAUAUACAUAUAAACAUAUAACGCUGCGUACGCAUCGAUUUUCACGAUAUAUUUAAGUUCGAUCGUUUAUAUGAGAAUUAAAUGCGAAAAACGAAAUAUAUAUAUUUCUAUACUUA